Austrofundulus limnaeus is the source of this 5909-nucleotide messenger RNA. It is a transcript of the gene mgaa, whose product is annotated as MAX dimerization protein MGA a. NCBI's taxonomy places the organism in Eukaryota, Metazoa, Chordata, Actinopteri, Cyprinodontiformes, Rivulidae. Bases 162 to 5894 code for a protein of 1910 amino acids. The record is from RefSeq and is a predicted model, not a curated record. Gene Ontology annotation, biological process: regulation of transcription by RNA polymerase II; cell fate specification; positive regulation of DNA-templated transcription. Gene Ontology annotation, cellular component: nucleus; chromatin. Gene Ontology annotation, molecular function: RNA polymerase II cis-regulatory region sequence-specific DNA binding; DNA-binding transcription factor activity, RNA polymerase II-specific. The transcript is spliced from 14 exons.
AAAAAAAAAGAUCCGCGUGGACAACAAUCCGUUUUGGAAUAUCGUGAGUUAUUAUGUCGGAUUAAUGUCGCGGCGGACACACACUCGGUGUGUUCCGGUUGGCAAAAGGAUGCCAUCUUGAACGGUUGUGCAGCAAAGCGGGAUCCUGCAGGGACCUGUUCAUGGCCUCUACAAAGACCCGGCACAGCAUGGUGUUCCUGAAGGACGGGGCCAGUGCCCCGGCGGCGGCGGCAGGCGACCCUGUGUGCCUCGCCGCUCUGAGGCCCGAGAAGGUGAAGAGGAGCGGGACGGCUCCGAGCACCCGUGUGUUCGGCGACGGGGCGGGCUUCAAACAUAACACGUACACGGUCAAAGGGGCCUUGGCGAGGACGGACAAAAACCUUCCCGCGGGUCCGAACGGCGACUCGACGUCGCCCGUCAGCAUCUGCAGGGGCGUCAGAGUGACGUUGGACAACAGCAGCAUGUGGAACGAGUGCUUCAGGUGCAGGACGGAGAUGAUUCUGACUCAGCAAGGCAGCAGGAUGUUCCCCUACUGCCGCUUUCGCAUCUCAGGCCUGCAGCCGUGCAGGAAGUACGCUCUGCUCAUGGACAUCCAGCCUUUGGACAACAGUCAGUACAGGUGGACCGGUGAGAGCUGGCAGGUGUCCAAGAAGGCCGAGAGUCAAAUCAGGACUAAUCCUUUCGUUCACCCGGAGUCCCCCGCUACGGGUCAGCACUGGAUGCAGAGUCCGGUGUCCUUCUACAAACUAAAACUCACCAACAAUGUCUCAGACGAAGAGGGGAACAUCAUCCUCCAUCCACUACACCGCUACUUACCCAGACUGCACCUGGUUGAGACGGACAAAGCUAAUGACGUAAGACUGAACGGUCCCAACGUCCUCACCUUCUCUUUCCCUCAGACUGAGUUCAUGACGGUCACUACGUACCAGAACCCUCAGUUCGCCCAGCUGAAGGUCAACUUCAACCCGUUCGCUAAAGGGCUGAAGGACGACGGGUUGAACUCACUGGUUCUGAAACCUAAAACCAAUUCAGGCCGAGAGGUGAACAAAGAUGGAGGCUCCGCGCUCCCCGAGCAGCAUCCUGUGAAGAAAAGCCUGAAGUUCUUGCUAGCCAACCACAAACCUAAAGGCUCGAAAGCCGGGGACGCAAAACCCACAGCACCUAAAGAGAUUCAGAUAAAUGUGGCUAAAACUGAUCAUUCUGCUGCUCCGGGAGGAAGUGCAAGCAGCGUCUCACGUCCGGCUCAGAAGUUAAUUUCGGAGCUGAUCUGUGAAGCUCACGUGUCACUGCAGAGGUGCAGUUUGGAUCACGGCUCGUCUGUCAGAGCGACACAAAGCAACACUAAGACCACAACAAACCUUCACGCCGCUCACACGGACAGCUCCUCCGCUCCGGCCAGGAAGAGACAAACUGUAGAAACGUCRAGGACAUCAAAGUCCGAUGGCCACCCUUCUGAUUCUGGAUCAUCUCCCGUCAGGAGGAAGUGUUCCGGCGAGGCGGUGGAGCGGCCGCCUCCUCCAGAGACCACGAAUCAGCAGAAACGUCCGGCUCGCCUGCCUCUGCCGGCGCUCGCUCUGUUUUUAAAACAGCAUUCAUCCAAACAUAAAAAGAGCGAGGGCAAAUUGAACUCCCCUCCUCAAGCCCUGCCUCCCGAGUCCAAGGUUCCUGCUGCACCUGACCCAGACCCGAUGCUUUCAAGUGUCCUAGAACAAACUGCCCCACAGACCUCGAGUCCGCUGAACCCCGCGGCUUCGGAGCCUGAAAGUCUGAGCUCAGAACUGGAGGUGUUUCAGGACAGAGCAGAGGGUCCAUUCUGUUCUCUCACAUGUUCUACCUCAGCAGAACCUGCUCGUCUGUCCCCGCCUCUCACCGCAGUAUUAUCCACCCCGAAGACACCCGAGGAUGCCCCAGCCGGGACAGACCCAGUAAAGACCAACUCUUUGCUCUUUGACCCAGCUUGUUCUUCUUUCUGCUUUGAGCCGUUGUCUCCUGCAAGUUCUCCAGAACCGCUGCCUCCACUCCCAGAAUCCUUAUCUUUAGAAAUAGACUCCACCCCCUCUGCAGCAGCGGGCGCAGCAGAGCCUGCUCCAGCUCCAGACCGGGGCAAACCCUCUUCGGUGUUUAAGUGGCACACAGUAUUACCUCCAGCCGACACGUAUGUAGACUCCUUCACCACAUUUCAGCCGCCGCAGCAAGACCCGCCUUUCAAGUCCAUGACUCCGCCCCCGCUGCCUUGUCUCAACACGUCCACUGACGAGUCCACCGUGUCCUUUCAAGAUCCCGAGCUACCGCUGCCUUUCCCCGUGGAGCUAUCCCCCCUCACCCUGCAGCUGUCCCUGUCCCCCACCUUCUCCUCCCUGGACGAGAAUGGGCUGUCCCCGGCCCCGUCCCUCUCGGACCUCGUGCACUUUUUCUCCACUAACGUGGACAUCGGGAUCGGCGGGGGBUUUUCAGAUGCAGAGACGACGCCCACUCCCUGCCCGCCUCUGCCCGCGGCCGAAGCGCCGGCGCCUCCCCCGCAGGCGCAGCCGACCCCGAAUCCCCGCAGACCCAGCAGGAGGAAGAAGUCCAAGUCCAGAAAGCUGGCCAGGCUGGACGUGAACCAGAACAUGGACGACUACAGGAGCCUGCAGCCCAACCUGGAGGAGGUGGAGGAGCAGCUCUUUGUUUCCUUUGCUUCGAAGGAGGCCCUGAAGCUCCACGUGGCUGAGCCCAGCGAAGAGACGGCCCCUCCACCUGAGCCGGUGCCUCCGGGACCGCAGACCACCUCAGAACCUCAGAUCCACGACGGACUCAGCUCAGAGAGCCAGGAGGACCAGAUCUCCUCCUUCCAGAAGGUUCUUCUGAAAGACCUGGAGGUGAUGAAGUACAGACAGGUGAUCCACCCAGUGCUGCAGGAAGUGGGUCUGAAGAUGUCUCUGCUGGAUCCGGCUCUGCCCAUCGACCUGAAGUAUCUGGGGGUCCGGCUUCCCAUCCCACCUCCUGGAGUCAUUUCUGUGAUGCAGACUCCAGCUCUGUCGCCGUCUGAGGGUUCUGCUGCCUUUCUGUCCAGAACUGGAAAAACUACAGACGUGACUCAGAUUAAAGGCUGGAGAGAAAAAUUCACUGCGUCCGAAACAACGUCUGACUCUGUGUCCAAACCUGAAGCUGGACCCAGUUCCGACCCGCCGAAGAAGAACCUGUCGGCGUUCUGCAGCGACAUGUUGGACGAGUACCUGGAGAACGAGGCGAAGCUGAUCGACGAGCGGGCCGCCAGCUUCGCCCAGCCAUCGGUGGAACCGCCGGUCUUCAAGCUCCCGGCGAGCAGCACCAGCUACGUCCGGACCCUGGACCACAUCCUGAAGAAGCAGAGUCCUGGACCGCCUGCCCUGGACCUCAUMUCUGGGUUCAUCCCCCCAUCGAAGAGACCCCGACCCACAAAGAUCAAAACAAGCCGGAAGAUGGAGAGGAAGCUGAAGGGCCCAAAACCAAACAAAACCAGUCCGGCUCCUUGGACUCCGGGGUCAAAGGAUCCAAACAAAAUCAGUCUGGCUCCUUGGACUCAGGGGUCAAAGGAUCCAAACAAAACCAGUCUGGCUCCUUGGACUCAGGGGUCAAAGGAUCCAAACAAAACCAGUCNGGCUCCUUGGACUCAGGGGUCAAAGGAUCCAAACAAAACCAGUCCGGCUCUUUCGAUACCUGAGUCCAGUCUAGGUGCACCCAAGCUGCCUGCGGUACUGACUCCGGAUCCGCUCAACAAGACCUCAGACCCGCUCAUCAAGACCACACAACCUAAGAUCCCGCCCACUUUUAAAAGGAAAAGAAAGCCCACCACCUUAUCCCGGACCCUUAGUCCUUCCAAGACUGUGGUCCCGCUGCCCGAAGAGUUCAAGGGUCUGGCUCCGGUGGAGUCGGACUCUGAGCUGGCACCGACGCCCGAUCCGACCGAGGAGUCCUCCAAGAAGGAAAGCAGACCCAGCAUAACCCGGGCCCUGCUGAGACAGAAGGACCUGGAGGACUGCGUGGCAUUGGAGGGUCGUUUCCGAACCACCGUCACGGAGGAGAGAGCCGCCAUCGCGCUGACRUCGCUCUUCACUCAGACCGGUUUCGUGAGCGAGAACCCCACCGCCCCGAUCCAGCUGAAGUGCAGGCGAAGGUUCCCCUGCCUGAACGAGUUCUGCAGGCUCGGCUGCAUCUGUGCCAGCCUGUCCCGCAGCUCCAGGGCCAGCCACUGCGGCCGGCCCGCCUGCAUGUUCGGCUGCAGCUGCCUCAAGCAGAAGGUGGUCCUGCUCAAGAACCUGGACAGCUCCGACUCCAGCCCCACCCCGCACCACGGCAGAGUCAAGAAGAAGAAGAAGAAGAAGAAGAGGAGGAUGAAGAUGGCCUACGUCCUGAAGGAGGCAGAAACUGUGGCCCUGCCCGCCGAGCGAGUCCGGACUCUGUGGACGAGGUCCCUUGGAGACUCAGAUCCAGAGCCGGUCUUCAUCGCCAAUACGGCCCCCGAGUCCCUCCCUGUUGUCAGCCGAAAUCUGAACAGCGGCUGCGCCAGAACCCGAAGCUUCCGGAGAAAGGCUCAGAAACGGAAGGCGCCGUUAAAGGACGCGAUUCGAAUCACACGUAGAGCUGCUGGAGUUCAGAUUCAGCCGGGACCAAAACCUAGGACACCCAGUCCUCCUCUUGCAGCUAAAAAGCCUCCGGCCAGGUCCAAACCUAUGAAGCGUCUCCUCAUCAAGGCUGACUGCAGGUGGGAGAGUGACGACGACCGCACCUUUGUCGUGAAGAAGUUGGUCAACACCAUGGCCCGGGAGCAACUGACCAAACAGUUCUGGAUCCGGCACUACCUCAUCAGUCCCAUUGAUGAAACCGUGGAGGGGAGGGGUACCAGCAGGUGCAUCCAGUACAGAGUCCAGAUAACCACGCCGGGCCUGGCCAAAGCUCUGGGACCGGUCAAACCCACAACACCGGGAAAGCAGAGAAACGUCACAGCAGAAGCUCAACAGAAUCCGUACAACCAAUUAAAAUGGGUUCCCAGUGACGUGGAGCCUCCUAAUGACUGGUUGGAGGACAAGGCAGAACCUUCAGAGGACCAGCAGCAAGAUGAGACAGAGUCUGAGGAGGGCUGGCUGAACGGCGUGUUGGAGGAGACGGGGACUGUCCCUCUGGAGGACUGGCAGAAGGAGGUGAUAGAGGAGGAAGAACCUUCAGAGGACUGGCAGAAGGAGGUGAAGAAAAAGCUGGAUUUACUGGAACACUGGCAAAAGCAGCUGAAGAAAAAGCUGGUUCAGGUGGAGGACCGGCAGAAGAAGGUGAGGAAAAAGCUAGAUCCAGGGAAAGACCAGCAGAAGAAGGUGAAGAAACUGAAUCAAGUAGAGGACUUGCAGAAGGAGGAGAAGAAACUGGAUCCAGUGGAGGACCAUCAGAAGGAGGUGAAGAAACUGGAUCCAGUGGAGGACCAUCAGAAGGAGGUGAAGAAACUGGACCCAGUGGAGGACCAUCAGAAGGAGGUGAAGAAACUGGACCCAGUGGAGGACCAUCAGAAGGAGGUGAAGAAACUGGAUCCAGUGGAGGACCAUCAGAAGGAGGUGAUGAAACUGGAUCCAGUGGAGGACCAUCAGAAGGAGGUGAUGAAACUGGAUCCAGUGGAGGACUGGCAGAAAGAAAUAGAGGAGAGUGGUGAUGAGGAGGAGGAGGAAGGACAGGUGAAGGAGAGUAACUCAGAGGAUGGUAAACCAGACAAGAAGAACGAUGACGUCGGUCUGACUCGCCUGAAGGAAGUGUCUCCAGCAGACGUCCUCUCAGCCAAACAACCAGGAGGAACAGAUCACCUGGUCCAGGUAAACCCUCACACAGUACAGCCACGUACCUAUCACCUUGGUUACAAUAUCUUGAUAUAUUGCAUUGUUACAAUAUCUUGAUAUUUCGCAUUAGUU